GUCGACAUGGCUCAGUCUCAGUCUCAGUCUCAGCAGCAGCUGCUGCUGCUCACCGUCUUCUGUUCACAAGCACUGCUCACUCUGUUCCUCUGCUUCCUGCUGCUACGAUCACGAUACCGACACUACCACAAGCAGCAGCAGCUCGACCAAGGCCGCCGGCGGCUGACUCCUUCGCCUGGCGGCCGGCUCCCCAUCAUAGGCCACCUGCACCUGGUGAAGCCCGGAGCCCCCCACGUGUCCCUCGCCGAGCUCUCCCGGAAGCACGCGGGCCCUGAUGGGCUCCUUCUCCUGGACCUGGGCCAGGCCCGCACCCUCCUGGUCUCCACCCCGCGCGCCGCCGAGGCCGUCCUGCGCGCGCACGACCACGCCAUGGCCUCGCGCCCGCCGUCCGCGGCGGCCGACGUCCUCUUCAGCGGCUUCUCCGACGUCGCGUUCGCGCCCUACGGCGAGUACUGGCGGCAGGCCAGGCGGCUGCUCACCACGCACCUGCUCAGCGCGGGCAAAGUGCGCGCGCUCCGCGGCGCCCGGGACGAGGAGGUGGGCCUGGUGCUCGCCAAGGUCCGCCGGGCCAGGAGCAGGCAGGCCGUGGUGGACAUGAGCGGGCUGUUGGGGGCCUACGCCAACGACGUGGUGUGCCGCGCCGUGUCCGGCAAGUUCUUCCGGGAGGAAGGCCGGAACGGGCUGUUCCGGGAGCUCGUGGCCGGGCACGUGGCCGCGCUGGCAGGGUUCGGCAUGGAAGACUUGUUCCCGGGGCUGGGCAAGGCGCGGCUGCUCCGGCGGCUCGUGCUGGCCAAGACCAUCGGGCUUAAGAGGAGGUGGGACGAGCUGCUCGACGAGAUCAUUGACGAACACGCAGCCAGAUUAUCUUCGUCGUCGUCGCAAAGCCAGAGACGGCAUGAUAAUCGUGGAAACGACGACGAGCAGGAAGAUCGGGAGAAAGACUUUGUAGAUGUUCUCCUCUCUCUUCGGCACGAGUACAGUCUCACUAGAGACAACGUCAAGGCCAUCCUCAUCGACAUGUUUGCAGCGGGCACGGACACAUCGCACAUCGUGAUGGACUUCGCCAUGGCGGAGCUCAUGCGGAAGCGAGGCGUCAUGGCCAAGCUCCAAGCCGAGGUGAGGAGCAUGACGCCCGAGGGCCAGGAGACGGUGAAGGAGGAGGACCUGAGCGGCAUGGCGUACCUCAAGGCCGUCGUGAAGGAGACGCUCCGGCUGCACCCGCCGGUGCCGCUCCUCCUCCCGCGCAUCUCCAUGGCCAGCUGCGACGACGUCAACGGCUACGCUGUGCCGGCCGGGACGCGCGUCCUCGUCAACGCGUGGGCUCUUGGAAGAGACCCGCGGUCGUGGGGGCUGGACGCGGAGGAGUUCUCGCCGGAGAGGUUCAUGGUCGACGGCGGCGGGGCCGACUACAAGGGGAGGGAUUUCCAGUUCCUGCCGUUCGGAGCCGGGCGGAGGAUCUGCCCCGGGGUGAGCUUCGGGGUGGUUUCCGUGGAAAUUAUGCUCGCCAACCUCGUCUACUGUUUCGACUGGGAGCUCCCCGGUGAGAUGCAGGAGGAGGACGUCGACAUGGCUGACGUGUUUGGGCUCACCAUGCCUCGGAAGGAGAAGCUCCUCCUUGUCCCCACGAUACCACGAAUGAGAUCAUGAGCCAACAGUACUGCAUGCGCGCGUGACGCUUGCUUGUGGUCACCUCUAAGUUCUUGGGCGCCCCAGCCCGUGCGCCAGUGUUGCUGCCACAGAAGAUGUGUGUGCGUCUGCCUCAGAUACUCCCUCCAUUCUACUUAUAUAAUGUACAUACAAAUAAGU
Brachypodium distachyon (stiff brome) is the source of this 1806-nucleotide messenger RNA. Its product is annotated as indole-2-monooxygenase. NCBI's taxonomy places the organism in Eukaryota, Viridiplantae, Streptophyta, Magnoliopsida, Poales, Poaceae. The record is from RefSeq and is a predicted model, not a curated record. Bases 7 to 1647 code for a protein of 546 amino acids. Gene Ontology annotation, molecular function: iron ion binding; oxidoreductase activity, acting on paired donors, with incorporation or reduction of molecular oxygen; monooxygenase activity. The transcript has 2 exons.